GACAAUUCCAAAAUAUGUCGGCAGCUUUCAUGUUGGGGGCAAUCUGUCUGCACGGGAUGGUGCCAACACACUGAACUAUGAAUGGAGCCUCGGGCUCAAAGGCCCAAGCAAACCCCAAUGGCUUCCAUUCAUGUGCUGUCUCAAUCUCUACAACAUAAUCCAAAAUUUGUCUCUUAUAGAGUAGCUUUCCUCCCGCCGAAGCUUCAAGUCAACACUGUUUCCCGGGCUUUAAUUCCAGUAAUUGGCCUCAUCACUCUUUUCGCCACUUGUGCCCCAUCUGCCUUUGUUGUAUUGCGCUGGAUCAACAGGCGAAAGAAGAGAAGUCAAGAAUUUAGUAUGAUUGAAGAUUCUUCCAUUUGCAUUUCGAGUAGCUGGUGCUCUAGGACAGAUACCAACAUUCCAACCAAUGAAAGACCGCUGGGGAGAGGGACAGUAGCCUACGCAUGCCCCCCAGUUCAUGGCGAUAUUGAAAUGAGACCUCGAGCCGGUGCAGACUUUCUCUGGGACCACGAAGCUCUUUUUGUCUCUUACGAAUCUCGAUUCUGCGUCACGAACUCAAUACAAAGCAAAAGCGCCUGCAUGCGGACCUGAGACUUCAUUACAACGCUCGUUUAGUUUGACGAGCCAAUUAAGAAGGGAAAAUAAUCUGGGUCUCAAAGGUCACCUGCAUGCAAUUAUCACCUGGUUACACUAAAAGAUUUGAUGGUGCUGGAGGGCCACAAGGUCAUGCGGUGGUGAGCGACGCGGAGAGCAAGAGGAUCAAGUCUCGUGAGAACUUGGUAGGGGCCUUAUACGAAGACAACGGCAUAAAGUAUCGGGAAUACAGGGCAUUGGGAGACUUUCAGGCUCUCCAGCGUACAGAUCAAGGUAGCAAACUCGCUACAAGG
Hyaloscypha bicolor E is the source of this 887-nucleotide messenger RNA. RefSeq lists its product as uncharacterized. The coding region runs from base 82 to 591 and encodes 169 amino acids. The transcript is spliced from 3 exons. The record is from RefSeq and is a predicted model, not a curated record. NCBI's taxonomy places the organism in Eukaryota, Fungi, Ascomycota, Leotiomycetes, Helotiales, Hyaloscyphaceae.